ACCACCAUCACAACUCAGCUUUUGCUGUAAUAGUUCCUCCUCUUUAAAAAGCAAUAACAACACUCCAAGGCUAACAAGAGAGCCAUCUUCAUGGCUUCUUCUUCUCUGCUGACGUUUCCUUCUCUUCAAACACAGUUUUCUUCACCCAAGAAACCAUUAUUAUCUCCGUCCACUAAGACACGCAAACACUCGGUUAGAUUUCGCCCGACCAUCUAUGCUUCAGCGAAACCGCAGAUCACGGGUUCGAAACCCAAAUCGGAGAAGCCUCCAGUGAAAAAAAUUCCCGGCAACUAUGGGUUGCCCUUAAUUGGCCCAAUCAUGGACCGACUUGAUUACUUCUACAAUCAAGGCAAAAACGAUUUUUUCAAAUCAAGAAUCCAGAAGUACCACUCAACGGUGUUUCGAGUCAACAUGCCGCCUGGCCCUUUCAUUGCUCCUAACCCAAACGUCAUCGCUUUGCUCGACGGGAAGAGCUUUCCCAUCCUCUUCGAUUUAACGAAAGUGGAGAAGAAAGAUCUGUUUACCGGAACCUACAUGCCGUCCGUCGAACUCACCGGUGGCUACCGAGUUCUCUCGUAUCUUGAUCCGUCCGAACCGCGCCACGCCAAGCUGAAGAAACUCUUGUUCUUCCUCCUCAAGUCACGCCGCGAUCACGUGAUCCCUGAGUUUGAGACCAGCUACGGCGAGUUAUUUGAAACGCUCGAGAAUGAUCUCAAGACGAAAGGGAAGGCCAGUUUCCCAGAAGCCAACGAUCAAGCCGGUUUCAACUUCUUGGCCCGGGCUCUAUAUGGCUCCAACCCAGCGGAUACGAAACUCGGGCUUGAUGGACCGACGUUGGUUAGCAAGUGGGUAUUGUUUCAAAUCGGUCCUCAACUCACUGUCGGCCUCCCGAAGUUUCUAGAGGAACUCCUCAUCCACACUUUCCCUCUUCCCCCUUUCCUGGUGAAAUCUGAUUACCAGCGGCUCUACGAUUUCUUCUACGAGUCGUCCGGAUUCGUCCUCGAUGAAGCCGAGAAAUUGGGCAUAUCGAGAGAAGAUGCUUGCCACAACCUGUUGUUCGCCACGUGCUUCAAUUCAUUCGGCGGGAUUAAAAUCCUCUUCCCCAACAUGAUGAAGUGGAUCGGCAGAGCCGGAGCGAAGCUCCAUACGGAGCUGGCCCAGGAGAUCAGAUCGGUGAUCAAAUCCAACGGCGGGAAAGUCACAAUGGCCGCCAUGGAACAGAUGCCGUUGAUGAAAUCAGUGGUGUACGAAGCGCUCCGCAUCGAACCGCCUGUGGCGCAGCAGUACGGGAGGGCGAAGCGAGACCUCUUGGUCGAAAGCCACGACGCCAUUUUUGAAGUGAAAGAAGGGGAACUGUUAUUCGGGUUCCAACCCUUCGCCACAAAGGACCCGAAAAUAUUCGAGAGACCCGAGGAGUUCGUGGGCGACCGGUUCGUUGGAGACGGGGAGAGAUUGUUAAAGCACGUGCUUUGGUCUAACGGACCGGAGACUGAGAACCCAACAUUAGGGAAUAAACAGUGUGCUGGGAAGGAUUUCGUUGUACUGUUAUCAAGGCUUUUGGUGGUGGAACUUUUCCGACGGUAUGACUCUUUCGACGUCGAGGUGGGUGUGUCGGCGUUGGGGGCAGCCGUCACAAUAACGUCGUUGAAGAGAGCCAGUUUUUAAAAAAAAUGAAAGAGUAAAUCUGGGAUGUAACGUGGGUUUAACUGCUAAAUUAAAUGUGGUAGUUGGUGUGUGGGCCCAUUACUUUAUUUUAAUUGUAUGUAUAUACACUGCACCCUGGAAGGUGGCCCAUUUUGGCGCUGUCACAUAUUUUAAGAAGGGUGAUGUUAUAUGAUAAUUUUUGUAUUUUUUUAUAUAUAAUUUUUAUGUGGUUAAAUGAGUAAAUGGGUUUAAGAUAA
This is a messenger RNA of Rubroshorea leprosula, 1901 nucleotides long. The record is from the annotation of a GenBank genome assembly. NCBI's taxonomy places the organism in Eukaryota, Viridiplantae, Streptophyta, Magnoliopsida, Malvales, Dipterocarpaceae.